GUCCUCCCGGAAGUGGCCCGGGUCUCUCUGUCGGGGUCCCUUCCACCCCGCUGCUGCUGAGGGCCUGGGGGAGCGGCGGGGAUGGCGGAGGCGGCGCUGCUGCUGCCCGAGGCGGGGGCGGAACGGGACGUUCGGGAGAAGCUGGCUCUCUGGGAUCGGAGGCCGGACACCACGGUGCCGCUGACCGAUAGGCAGACGGACUCGGUGCUGGAGCUGAAGGCGGCGGCGGAGAACUUGCCCGUGCCGGCCGAGCUCCCAAUUGAGGACUUGUGCAGUUUAACAUCCCAGUCACUGCCCAUUGAACUGACUUCAGUGGUGCCUGAAUCUACAGAAGACAUUCUCUUGAAGGGUUUUACCUCCUUAGGAAUGGAAGAAGAAAGAAUCGAAACUGCACAGCAGUUUUUCUCAUGGUUUGCAAAGCUGCAAACUCAGAUGGAUCAGGAUGAAGGGACUAAAUAUAGACAGAUGAGGGAUUACUUGUCUGGGUUUCAGGAGCAGUGUGAUGCUAUAUUGAAUGAUGUAAACAGUGCUCUUCAGCAUCUGGAGUCAUUGCAGAAACAGUAUCUUUUUGUGUCCAAUAAGACAGGAACCCUACAUGAAGCCUGUGAGCAGCUCCUAAAAGAACAGUCAGAACUUGUCGAUCUGGCUGAAAACAUUCAACAAAAGCUUUCCUAUUUUAACGAGUUGGAAACCAUUAACACAAAAUUGAAUUCCCCUACCUUGUCUGUGAAUAGUGAAGGAUUUAUACCUAUGCUGGCCAAGUUAGAUGAUUGUAUAACAUAUAUCUCAUCUCAUCCUAAUUUUAAAGAUUAUCCUGUAUAUUUACUGAAGUUUAAACAAUGUCUUUCUAAAGCUUUGCACCUCAUGAAGACAUAUACUGUGAGCACACUACAGACUCUCACAAAUCAGUUACUAAAAAGGGAUCCUUCAUCUGCACCUAAUGCAGACAAUGCCUUCACACUAUUUUAUGUGAAAUUUCGAGCUGCUGCCCCCAAAGUCAGAACUCUUAUUGAACAAAUAGAACAACGAUCUGAAAAAAUACCUGAAUACCAACAACUGCUAAAUGAUAUCCAUCAGUGUUAUCUUGACCAGCGGGAGCUCCUUUUGGGCCCUAGUAUUUCUUGUACUGUCACAGAGUUAACCAGCCAGAAUAAUAGAGAUCAUUGUGCCUUGAUUCGCAGUGGCUGUGCCUUUAUGGUCCAUGUAUGCCAGGAUGAGCACCAACUUUACAAUGAAUUUUUCACAAAACCGACAUCAAAAUUAGAUGAGCUUUUGGAGAAACUGUGUGUGUCAUUGUAUGAUGUCUUCAGGCCAUUGAUCAUUCAUGUUAUUCACUUAGAGACUUUAUCGGAACUUUGUGGGAUUCUUAAAAAUGAGGUGCUUGAAGAUCAUGUACAGAACAAUGCUGAACAACUGGGGGCAUUUGCAGCUGGAGUCAAGCAGAUGUUGGAAGAUGUACAAGAGCGGCUUGUCUACCGAACCCAUAUCUACAUUCAGACAGACAUCACAGGCUACAAACCAGCACCUGGAGAUCUGGCGUAUCCUGACAAGUUAGUCAUGAUGGAGCAAAUUGCACAAAGUUUAAAAGAUGAACAGAAGAAGGUACCUUCUGGAGCUUCGUUUUCAGAUGUUCGGUUAGAAGAAGCAGAGUCUAACAGUCUAACAAAAUCUGGUUCAACAGAAUUCCUCAGUCCUAGACCACAGACCACAAUUUCUCCAGCGGAUCUUCAUGGAAUGUGGUAUCCUACAGUUCGAAGAACUCUUGUCUGUCUCUCCAAGUUAUACAGAUGCAUAGAUAGGGCAGUGUUCCAAGGAUUAUCACAGGAAGCAUUGUCUGCCUGCAUUCAGUCCUUACUUGGAGCAUCAGAGUCUAUCAGCAAAAACAAGACUCAGAUUGAUGGACAACUUUUCUUAAUUAAGCACCUUUUGAUUCUUCGUGAACAAAUUGCUCCAUUUCACACUGAAUUCACCAUUAAGGAAAUUUCCCUGGACCUCAAGAAAACUAGAGAUGCAGCAUUUAAAAUCCUGAACCCUAUGACUGUUCCAAGAUUUUUUAGGCUGAAUAGCAACAAUGCCUUGAUAGAGUUCUUGUUGGAGGGUACUCCUGAGAUAAGAGAACAUUAUCUUGACUCUAAAAAAGAUGUAGACCGUCAUCUGAAGUCGGCCUGUGAGAAGUUUAUUCAGGAGCAGACCAAGCUGUUUGUAGAGCAGCUGGAGGAGUUCAUGACAAAGGUUUCAGCACUAAAAACAAUGGCCAGUCAGGGAGGCCCCAAAUAUACUCUCUCACAGCAGCCUUGGGCACAACCAGCAAAGGUCAGUGACCUUGUGGCAUCUGCCUAUAAGACAAUAAAAGCAAAGCUGCCUCUGACGUUGAGAAGUAUGUCCUUGUACCUAUCCAAUAAAGAUACUGAGUUCAUCUUGUUUAAACCUGUUAGGAAUAAUAUUCAGCAAGUCUUCCAGAAGUUCCAUGCUCUGUUAAAGGAAGAGUUCAGCCCUGAAGACAUCCAGAUCAUUGCUUGUCCUUCUAUGGAACAGCUGAACCUCCUGCUGUCGGUUUCUAAAUAAGCAGGCUGGCCAGGCUGUGCAUGUAAAUGGUCUGUCUGAGGAAUGGGCUGAGAAGUCUUGCAGCCUGCAGAACACCAAGGAAUCAGAUGUGAGAAUGUCCCCAAGAACCACGCAAGUGUGCUGCUUAGUGCUCACCGAAGAAUGAAAUAUAAGCAGUGUUAAAAGAUUGGUGUUUCCCUUUUCAAAAUGCCAAAGAUUAAUCUGUGAGCAGUGAUAACUGCCUCAUUUAAAUGGUCACAAGACAUGUAAGUUUUUAAGAGGUAUGGCUAUGGCAGGCACGCAGUGAAAUGGUUCUUCCAAAAGUUGCACAAUGAAAAUAGGUUACAGUAAGUAGUGCAAAGAACUCUGCGGAAAUACAGCUAAUUAGAAAGCUUCUAAGAGUAAGGUUUGCUAAAGCGUGAAACACUGCAGCACUUUUAACCACUGAGCAUUCCACGGUGACUAUUUUUUUUACUUCCAGAAAUGUUAUUUCUUCACUCUAUUUAAUGUAAUGUUUCGCCUAUCGUUUUGAAGUUGAGUUUGGAGUAGAUUGGUUGCUUCCGAGAACACAUUCUGCUUUCCUGGGAAAUCAGGGUGUUAUCUUUCUCUGUGUUUGAUGUGAGGUAGUUUAAAGAUGCAAGGACCUCGUGUAAGGCCCCAGUAUCUGUACUCCUUGAAUUACUUAGGUGCUGAACAUUCAAAAGUGGGGAGCUGCAGCCUCCUCUUGAUAGAUACGUGGGGUAUCUUUAAUGAGCAUCUUCAUGUACAAAAGUCAGUGUUUGUGAGUGGGAAGUUCCAAUUAAAGUGUCUUAAGUCCAGCACAUAACAGGGAGAAGGAAAGCUGAUCAAUAGUGUAUCUCAUGAACGAAGGUUAGGGUUACCAGCCUGCUGUACUCUGCUUUCGAUUUUAGCGGUUCUUUGAAAAGUGAACACUUUCAUGUCCUAUCUGUUCAUUCAGCUGGCUGUGCUGUGAACCAGCCUUGCAGAUCUUCAACCCGCUGCAGCAGAAUACAUUAUACCAACAAACAUGGGGAUGACAAACAGUGCCCACACCUUGAAACUACCACGCCAUAUCAGGGGUCAUAAAAUAAAUUCUGCACAUCUAUGAAUUUUCCUCCAAAUUCCUAUUUCCUGAUUGGAUUGGCCUCCGAUGUUGUAGUAAACAUAGCCUGCUUCUUGGUUUAAAAGGACUUCUGAAUUAUUCAAACACUAGUCUAGAGGUGGGAUGCUGCCGAGGGAUCUGGAGAGGGGCCAGCGGACCUUGUGGUGUGGUCGGUGCUGGUAACUCGUGUUACGCGACUGUAACAGCCUUUCUUCAUACCCUAAAAACAGGCUCUCCCACAGUGCCCAGAUGGGUGAUGUGUCUUGAUGUCUGUCAUUUGUAACUGGUCACUUGUUUUUUAUUCAGCUUAAACUGGUGAUGGACACUGCUUGAUAGAGCAUAUUACUCUGUAUUUUGGGAAUGUAGGAGAUAAGAGGGUCCAUAUUCAUUCUUUGCUGUGAAAUGAGUGAAUUAGGAAGACUGUAUUUUCCACUUACUGUUUUAAAUACAUGUUUAAUGAAAUAAACUGUAAGAUACACAGUUUUGUAUAUUAUAUGUACAUUUGAUUUUUAAUAGCCUUUCCAAAGAAAUGAGGGCAUGAUUAUUGUACAAUAAAUACUGUGACUGAUUUAAUUUGCUGUACAGAGCAGAGUGCAUUCUUAACGAUGAAAAUAUUUAACGGCACUUGUUCUUCUGUUUUGAUCUUUUAUUUCUGAAACACUCAAAACACCUUACAAAGUGCUGAGUAGGGGAUAGUGAUCCACCUUGUCUGCUAACUGAAUAUUUGUUUAAAUCUGUACAGUUUCAAGUGUUUACUUAUAUAAGAGUGUACAUACUUUCAAAUAAUUAAUUUAAAAUGCUUUAUAUUA
This is a messenger RNA of Cynocephalus volans (Philippine flying lemur), 4455 nucleotides long. It is a transcript of the gene COG3, whose product is annotated as component of oligomeric golgi complex 3. NCBI's taxonomy places the organism in Eukaryota, Metazoa, Chordata, Mammalia, Dermoptera, Cynocephalidae. Gene Ontology annotation, cellular component: COG complex; membrane; cis-Golgi network. The coding region runs from base 82 to 2565 and encodes 827 amino acids. The record is from RefSeq and is a predicted model, not a curated record. Gene Ontology annotation, biological process: intracellular protein transport; intra-Golgi vesicle-mediated transport; Golgi organization. The transcript has 23 exons.